Molecule: messenger RNA, 1815 nt
Organism: Aspergillus mulundensis
Lineage: Eukaryota; Fungi; Ascomycota; Eurotiomycetes; Eurotiales; Aspergillaceae
Product: GMC family oxidoreductase
Exons: 5
Coding region: 1-1815 (604 amino acids)
Biological process (GO): secondary metabolite biosynthetic process
Molecular function (GO): flavin adenine dinucleotide binding; oxidoreductase activity, acting on CH-OH group of donors
Source: RefSeq, a predicted model, not a curated record
AUGAUUCCUAGGAUACCCAUCCUCACUUCCUCCCUCUUGAUAAGCUCCACCCUACUCACCUCCACCGUCCAAGCCAAACAAGAGACAUUCGACUACGUCGUCGUCGGCGGAGGAACAGCAGGCGUGACUCUUGCAGUGCGAUUAGCAGAAGCCUCGCAUAGCGUCGCGCUGAUCGAAGCCGGUACAUACUACGAAGACAGCUGGUCGCUCGCCGCCAUCCCUGGCGCAGAUGUGAUCCCCGUUGGUUCUGAUCCUGAUGCGAAGUUUGGUGCGGACUGGGGGUUUGUGACGACGCCGCAGGAAGGCGCCGAUGGGCGGGAGAUACAUUUCGCGAGGGGGAAAUGUUUAGGUGGCUCCUCCGCGUCGAAUUUUAUGGUUUAUCAAAGGCCAACCAAAGAAUCAAUGGAACUUUGGGCAGAGGCAGUGAACGAUAGCAGCUACUCAUUCGAAAAUACCCUGCCCUUCUACAAACGCACCGCCAACCUCACUGCGCCCGAUACUACCUUACGAACAGAAAAUGCGAGUGUCCAAUACAAUGCCAACUCCUUCGACGCAACAGGCGGACCGCUCCAAGUUUCAUACUCCAGCUUCGUGCAGGCUUUCUCCACCUGGAUGGCGCGGGGUUUGAAAGCCAUCGGGCUCUCUGAAACAGACUUCAACAGCGGAGAGCUAUCGGGCUACCAGUACUGCGCGUCGACUAUCAAGCCGGAUGAUAAAACACGCAGUAGCUCGCAGGCCGCUUUUAUCCCGAAGGGAAAGAAAGUACCUGACAACCUGACUAUACGCACUCAGCACCUCGCGAAGCGAAUCCUCUUCGAUGAGCAGAAGAAUGCUGUUGGUGUCGAAGUAGCAGAUGGGUUCGGAUUCAGGUCGAAUAUCACGGCUUCAAAGGAGGUCAUUGUUUCGGCUGGGGCCUUCCAGUCGCCCCAGCUUCUUAUGGUCUCGGGAAUUGGGCCUGCAGAUCAGCUAGCGGAGCAUGGUAUUGAGGUCAUCUCUGACCUGCAGGGAGUCGGCCAGAAUAUGUGGGAUCAUCCGUUCUUUGCACUAACCUACCGCGUCAAUGUGGAAACGUUCACGAGACUCGCCAAUGACCUGCUUUACCUCGCUACCACAUUCCUUGACUAUACGACAAAACAUACGGGGCCGCUCACAAACCCGGUGGCUGAUUUCAUUGCGUUCGAGAAGAUUCCGGACUCUCACCGCGGGGGAUUCUCAGCGGAGACGGACAAGAGCCUUGCGCAGUUUCCGGGAGAUUGGCCUGAAGUCGAGUACAUGUCCGGCGCAGGCUACGUCGGCUCCUUCAGCGGACUCCUGAACACACAACCCAAGGACGGCUACCAGUACGGCUCAAUCCUCGGUAUCCUAAUAACACCCACCUCCCGAGGAAAUAUCACCCUCAGCUCCGCAGAUACCUCCGAUCCACCCGUGAUCAACCCAAACUGGCUCACCACGCAAUCCGACCAACAAGCCGCACUCGCCAUCUUCAAGCGCAUUCGGCAGAUCUUCGCCAGCGAGGGCAUGCAGCCUGUUGUUAUUGGGGACGAGUAUUACCCAGGCAAUGGCACGCAAAGCGAUGAGGAGAUUUUGCAGUUUGUGAGGCAGAAUGUAAUGACUCUGUGGCAUCCCUCGGCUACGUGUAAGAUGGGUACGAGGCAGGACGCGGAUGCUGUUGUUGAUAGUAGGGCGAGGGUGUUUGGGGUUAGUGGGUUGAGGGUUGUGGAUGCGAGUGCGUUUCCGUUUUUGCCGCCGGGGCAUCCGCAGAGUACUGUUUAUAUGUUGGCGGAGAAGAUUGCGGACGAUAUUAUCAGGGGUUGA